UGUUGUUGCAUUGAGAAGAAUGGCCUUUAAAAUAAUGUUCAGAUCCUGGGGGAACCAAUUAAUUAGUGGACAGUGGGAAAAAUGUCCUAUACAUUGGUAAUCAGUGGGAAGAAUGCUCCAUACAAUGGUGUUCAGUGGAAAAAAUGACUUUACAUUGGUGGUUAGUGGGAAGAUUGCUCCUUACAUUGGUGAUCAUUUGGAGGAAUUCUCCAUACAUUGGUGGUCAGUGGGAAGAAUGCUUUAUACUGUACAUUGGUGGUCAAUGGGAAGAGUGCUUCUUACAUUGGUGAUCAGUGGAAAAAAUGCUCUAUACAUUGCUGAUCAAUGGGAAGAAUGUCCCUUACAUUGGUCAUCUGUGGGAAGAAUGUUCCUUAUAUUGGUGGCCAAUGGGAAGAAUGUUCCCUACAUUGGUGAUUAAUGGGAAGAAUGCUCCUUAAAUUGGUAGACACUAGGAAGAAUGUCCCUUAAUUGGUGGUCAUUGAGAAGAAUGCUCCUUACGUAGGUGCUCGAUGGAAAAAAUUCCCCUUACAUUGGUGGUCAGUGGGAAGAAUGUCCCUUACA
Messenger RNA from Staurois parvus, 561 nucleotides. NCBI's taxonomy places the organism in Eukaryota, Metazoa, Chordata, Amphibia, Anura, Ranidae. The record is from the annotation of a GenBank genome assembly.